AAUAGAAUUCAAGUUUAUUGAGUUUAAUGUGACCUCUUAAUGCUAAACAAUUUGUUGGUUACCAGGGAUCACAGAUAGCGCUUUCCUGAUUGGCCAGAAUUGGUCACGUGUUAAUGGCAGCUCCCUUGAAAUUUUUUUACUGGCGAUACACGUUGUACCGAUAUUCGAGACAAAAACUUAAAUUGAUCAAAGAUGUGUGGCUAAUAGCCGUAAGUACACUAUUAAACAUGCGUAGACUUUGUUCACUGUUGUAAUUAGCCAACUGAUGUUAAAAUAAUGGCAGAAUUUGUGGCCAACGCGCUAAAUGAAAUCGCACGUUGCAAUUUACAUGGCUUCAAAACCGACACGGAUAGAUUGGUUCAGUUUGCCUUAGACUAUUUUAAUGACGAUGUUGACGUUGAAUCAGAAAGUGAUUCUGACAGUGAUGAUGUGACAGAGGUGGUUAAUGGCCUGUGUGACACACCAGAUUUGGGACCCUUGAUGUCUAAUUUGGAAUGUUUGGAAAAUGAAAUUGACCACGUGGAAACUGUGGACAGUAGUGAUGAUGAUGAUGUUAUGGACAGUCCUGUAGUCAUUGUUGAUGAAACAGUCAACAUUCUAAAACAUGUAGGUGAAGUUGUCGUAUCCGAUUCAGUGAAAGAGGAACAAGAGCGAAUUAAAACAUUUUCUUGCAACUGUUCAAGAUUUAAACAGGGGAAGUGUAUAAAGCAGUUUGAUGUGGAUUACACCCAAAGACUAAGGAUGAACAUUGCUGCACUGACUAAUGGUGAGAAGGACAUUUAUAUGAUGGGGAAAAUUAGCUGUUCGGUUAACAUGUCGAAGAUGACAGAAUGUUCCAAACGAAAAUCACAAGAAGAAAGGAAACGAUUCCGAACAGCGUUUUUCAUUGACAAGAAAGUUGUGUGCAGAAAUGCUUUCAAGUUCAUGCAUUGUAUUGGCAAUUCUCGACUAAAUGAUCUUAUACAUAGAUAUGCGGAAGGAGACAUUGGGGUUCGACUGACAAAUGCUGGUGGAAGGAUUCAAAGCAGACGUGUGCUUACUUUUGAAGACAUAACCCGCAUUAGCACCUUUAUAACAACGUUUGCCGAGGACCAUGCCAUUGUGCUACCAGAACGAUUACCAAGUUUUAAGAGGGAUGAUAUCAAACUUCUUCCAUCACAUGAAACAAAAAGUUCGGUGUGGACAGCUUAUACUGCAGCAAUGGAAAACAUUGGCGAACGACCUGCCAAGCUGACAUCGUUCCGGAAUAUUUAG
This is a messenger RNA of Gigantopelta aegis, 1254 nucleotides long. RefSeq lists its product as uncharacterized. Bases 277 to 1254 code for a protein of 325 amino acids. The transcript is spliced from 3 exons. Lineage: Eukaryota; Metazoa; Mollusca; Gastropoda; Neomphalida; Peltospiridae. The record is from RefSeq and is a predicted model, not a curated record.